AUGGCCACCACCAUAUAUCGAGAGAAGCUGAUUCACGAGCUAGAGGACGAGCGACACCUGCGACUGGAGAGCGAGAAGCGUCUCCGGGAAGUGAGGGAGGAGUCGGAGCAAGGACAAGUGCAGAUGGUUUCACUGCAGCAGCAAUUCUCCAGGAUGGAAGAGACGGUGCGGUCGCUGCUGCAGAGUCAGGGAGUCCUGGAGCAGACUGCUGUGGACACAGUGGAUAUCAUGAAGGCCUAUAAGGUCAAACUUUCCGAGGAAGUUCAGAAACUACAGGAGGAGAGCGACCGCGAGCUGACAGCCUCUCUGGUGGAGCUGGAUCCCCAACAGGAAGACCAGGAGGACAAAACCAAGCUCCUCCUAGAGCGCCUCAAGACCUUGGAGGAGGAGAACUCCGCCUUGGCUUCGGAGAACGAGAGCCAGAGGGAGCAGUACGACCGCUGUCUGGAUGAGGUUGCCAAUCAAGUCGUGCAGGCACUUCUCACGCAAAAGGAUUUAAGAGAAGAAUGUCUAAAGCUGCGAACACGAGUUUUCGACCUGGAGCAGCAGAAUCGGGCGCUGAGUAUUUUGUUCCAGCAGAAGAUCAAGCCUGCAUCAGAUCUGCUUCUCCAGAAACUCCACUCUCGGAUCAUGGAUCUGUCUGCGGCUGAUCUGCUUCUGGAGCAGGAGAGGAGCAAGGCUUUCCUGCUCUCCAGGAGCACGAACUCACCCUCUAACGAAGUUCAGGCCAAUGGAAAGGCGGGUCUCCCUGUGUCAAAGUGUCUGAGCCAGCUGAAUCUGACAGUACCGGCGCCCGUCUACCCACGCAGCAGCUGCAGCAGUAGUGAGCUGUCUCUGUCAAGUGCAUGCAGUGAAUUCUCCAGUGGCUCGUACACCUGGAAUGAUGGACGCUCCUGCGGGAAAAUGUCCUCUCUGACCUGGGAGAAGAGGCUGAGUUUGGGUUCGUCGGCUCCCAGUAACAUCUGCGCACCUCCAGAGGAGCAGCCACCCACAAGAUGCAAAGAGAGCCACAUACUGGAAGGACUGAGGAAACUCCAAAGGAGAAAACACAGAACCUCUUCCAGUUCAUCUAAGGUCUCCAGGUCGGGCAACAAAGAAUGCAUGAACUCCAACGAGGGCAUCUACUCUCUGGGUAUCAAGAGUAGCAGUAAAGGGGUUUCUAAGCCAACCCAUGUUGUCAGAACUUCGGCUGCUCGUUGCAAGCAGUUUUUUUACGAUUCAGAUGAUGCUGAUGAUGAAUUGGCACAAUCCAGCUGCAGAGAUAACAUCCCUACCAAGGACUGUUGGUUUCACUGUAAGAAGCUCUCCCACAGCAUCUCGGACAGUUUGUGUAGCUGGGAGGGGACACAGGAAAGUGGGGCUGGUGGUGAUGGUACCUCAAGUACCGUGGCUGAGAAACUCUGUUUUUCUGACUCAAAAGAGCAUCCAGAGAAGCUCAUGAGCUACAUUAACAGUUUUCUACCUGAAAGGGUCCAUAAAUCAGCUUUUAGUAAACCAUCCAAGCUUCACUUACCCUCUGACCCAGACGGACCAAAACGCCUCUCUGACAUCGAUGUCUCAGAACUCAACUCUGAGUGCAGCGAUGUCCGAACAUCUCAGCCGCCAGAGCAAGCUGAGAUGGACUUCAGGAGACUGUCCAGGGACGCCGCCAAGCUCCUCAAACAAAAAUACUUACGGCGAGAUCAGGGACGCACCCAGUCUGCUGAUGGACGGCCAACACCUUUCAGCCUGCUGAAGGAGCCAAAAGAAACAAAGUGCACCCAGUCUGAGGAGAGCAUAUUAGCAAUAUUUGAUGCAGCAGGAGAACCUAUUGAACUUUGCCCCCAGAAGCUUGUAGCAAGUACAGAUGAUGUACAAAGCAGCAAUGUAGUUCCUAAUUAUGCAGAGCUUGUACCCCAAGAGAGUCCAACAAGGCAAAAACCUGUAAACGCAAGGAACUAUACUGUUCUUGUAGCUCCAGAAAAGCCAUCAGAAUGUGAGACUAGCAAAGUCAGCAAUAGCAGGGAGGGAAGUGCAGAUAGGCUGUCAAUGGAGCUAACUCCUCAGAGGAAAUUAAUUAAACCACCAAGCACCCGGGCGAAUAAAGUCCACUCCAUCCCCGCGAUGAGUGAUUCUAAGUCCAGUGGUUCAAAAAUUCCUGGUCGCAACAAACCAUCAGCAUCACCACUGAGACCGUCUAAAACAACGGAGCCAAGUAAUAAUGGGAACUCAGGACACUCAGCUGAGGAGAAAUCCCCCUGUUCUCCAACAGUAAAAAUCUCCAGAUUUAUAAAGACACAGGGAAGUUGUUCACAGAGCCCAAAGGUUAUAAACUCCAAGCUCACCAACAGGGCUGAAUGGAGCAAGGGUCCCUCUUCCAGUUCCCCCCAACUUCCGAGAAGGCAUCUGGAGUACGCAGACACUAGUGAGCAACCAACCAGAGACAAACACUGUGAAACUGGCAAAAACAAACUCAGGUCUCCCUCUCCUCCCCCUCCCCCGGGCCGCACCACCUCUUUACUCAUCAGACCAAAUUACGAAGGCUCGCCUCAAGCACAUAAAAUAGGGAUGGCUCAACCAUCCACAUCAACCACUGGGAGGGGCCCUCCCCCAAGUUACCACACUUCCCUCGCACCAAAUAUGCAAACCACUUUACCCAUCAAAGAUAAAGACUGUUCAGACCUGGACGCAGGCUAUGGAACUGCACUUGCACCUCAGAAGCUGGUCGAGAAAACCAGUCAUCUCCUUCAAAAGUCCCUUGUGACUCAGACACCUACUAAAGGCACUUCCAAACGUACGAAAGACUACCUCCCUUCUGCAAACUCAGGGUGUGCUCAAGAACCCGAAAAUGCACCUAGAAGCUCAAAGAAUGUUCCUCCUCCCUAUGGUGCACUCAGAGGGACUUCACUUCAGACUUCAUUUGCAAGUAAAAAAGCACCUGCUCAUGAAAAUGUCCAUCAGUCGGUGCAAAAGACCUCUAUUAGUUUACCUAUAUCCCUUCAAGACUCCCCUCAAUGUCAGACAGAGCAGCAGAACAGCAAAGCUAUUGUCAGCCCUCCCAGCUCAGCUGUUAUGUCGCCUAACCAAGCGGAAAAAGCCUCAAAGACUCGAAUCCCAAUGGGAUUUAAAGCCUUUUUGAAAUCCCCUCCUACCAAUAUAAGCAGUCCCACUGUACCAGGCAAACAAGAGAAAGAUCAUAUCAACUCUGCCUCCAAAAUAACAGCGACUUCUAAUGCUUCGACCCAGUGCGACAGCUUGCAAGCUGCAUAUACUAUCGAUUUACCACCCAAGAUGUCUCCCACAGAGGGGAAAGGUGAGGUUCAGUGUCCCCUACAGGAGGAGGAUGUACAUAAUGCUGUAUUGUCAGAGGAGGGGGACGUUUGUAAUAAGGGGAAAAGGAUUAGUCAACAUUUUGGUAGGUCCAUAUCUGUUAACACAAAAACCCAUCUAAAGCCAGCUUUGGGGAUGAACGGCGCCAAAGCUCGUAGCCAGAGCUUCAGCACCAACUACAUUGAGAAACCCAGUGUGAAUGCACUAGAAGGUCCGGGAAAAAUCAGAACGCAAAUCAUCACCAACUCAAGCGAAAGGGGUAAUUCUCUGACAAGACAAAGUUCUUUAGAGGUACCCAUUGUUGGGGUAACUGAGAGUCCUAUCCACUCCCCCAGGAUGAGGCUUAGUCACUAUGGGGGGAUGACGGGGUCAAAUAGUCACAAUAUCCUCCCAGAGAAAACCCCUAAAUCUGGCUCUACAGGUGACGGGUUGCUAGGUGGAGUGAAAGGGGAGGGUGCCACUUCACCUUGUCAUAAAGAGGUGAAGAGUUUACCCAUAAGCGAAAGGAAUAUUUUCAACAAUAUCCGAAAACCAUCAAAAGUAGCCUCUCAUCCGCAGUUCCAGCCUCCAUCUGCUUCUCUGUAUAACUGGGAAAACCCUUCGAAAGAGAUUGACGGUAUAGCAAUCACCCCUAACGAGCAAGUAAAAACCAAGACGGAGUCCCCGAACAAACCCGCGGACACAGAGGAGAAGAAAACCAGCCCUGCGGCGUGCACCAUCGAAGAGAAAGUCAUGAUGGGCAUCGAGGAGAACUUGCAGAAAUGUCAAGAACAAGAGAAGGUGGCUGCCAGCGAGGCCAAACAAAAGACCGGGCCCUCUUUGGCCAACUGGUUCGGCCUCCGCAGGAGCAAACUUCCAGCAUUGAACGGCAAAAAGGCAGACGCCCCGAAGGGAAAAGAGGAGAAGAAAGAGCUGAAGAUUGGCUCGGUGCUCGGAGGCAAACAGAUGAAGUCUGACAAGAAGAAGGAGAAGAAGAAAGAAAGUCAGGACGUGCCAAAUCUGUGUGAGAUGAACAAUAAGCUGAGCUCCAUCAUGGACCACUGCAACAACCAGAUGGGUCAGAUCGCCAGUCAGAUCCAGUGCACCACAGCAUUAAUCGGCAAAGACCAGUUUGUCAAGGACCUUCUUGGCAGGACCGCCGGGAAGGUCGGCUCCGUGGCCGCGUCGCCGCCCGCCGUCUCCACGCCCAAGAAGCACGGCGAGCUGAAGGGCGAUACGCAGAUCUGUGCGGACACCGCUACACUCAUCAUGACACAGAAGAUCAGUCUGAAAGGUGAAAACGAGGAGGGACACAUCCCAGGAUCAACGUGUCAAGAGCACAUGAUCGACUCCAGUUGUCAGAUGAGAACUCUGGACAGUGGCAUCGGCACUUUUCCCCUCCCUGAUUCAGUCACACGAGCCAGCGGUCGCCACAUCCCCAAAUCUGAAUCCAGCCCAGGUGGGGUGACCGUUGGCUCCUCCGAGCACCAACAGGAACCCUCGUCUUCUCACCCGGACCCCUUGCAACCUGACGUGAAAGUGCCUUCCCUUCCAAAACCCCACCUGCACACUCCCACCACCAAAACCACCACCACCUUGGGCCACUCACUGUCUGACCCCACUGUGACCUGCAGCGGAAGUACCCGGGACACCCAGAGCCGCCUGCCUAAACUGGCAUCCUCAGAUGUGAUCAGGACGAAGAGGUUGAGCCUUGGUGCCCAACGCAGCACCGCCGCUGCUUCUACCGAAGACAAGGAGAAAGAAACGGAGAGGAAGAUGAAAACCAAGGAGCAAAAUACAGCCGGUCAAACAACCCUCCGAGUGUGCACGUACUCAGGCAGCAGCAGCGACACGGAGACCGAACCGGAGCGAACAGGAAGCACCGCGUCCUCGCCACAAAGAGCCCCGAUCGACAGAACCAGGAGGACCGACUCUGCUGAGCAGAGAGAGGACACCCUGAAGAGGCGGAGCGUGGAGAAAUCCUUGUCCAUCAUGGAUUUCUACCAACACGAGGUGUUCAAGGACAGCAGGCGACUUUCCCAGUACAACUUGUUGCACAAGGAGUCCUCUCUCGAUGGCAAAGCAGGAGACUGGCUCAGUAAAGAGAUUCCAGUGGAGAAGACGCCCACGAGUCCAAAUCGCCUGACCUCUUUGGACGUGUCCGUGGUAAACGAGCUGAAUCACAGCAGCCCCAGCAGCUUGUACCCGGACGCGAGCUUGAGCGGCCUCCAAGGGGACGCGGGGAAGAGAGUGGAGGACGGCCGCAAAGUCGACGAGCCCCUGUCGUCGUCCAGCUUCGUAGGCAGGACCGGGGCGGAUCCUAUGGGCUCGCUUAGCGACUCGCUCUACGACAGUUUCUCGUCCUGUGCCAGUCAGGGCUCCAACGGCGUCUGAGGGUGUCUGGACUUUUGUCAGGUUGAAUGGUACAACUAAAUUAUACGGUGGAUUUUCAGGCCAUUCUGACAUUUGUUUGCAAUAUAUAUAUAUAUAUUUUGUCAGCCAAGUCACCAAUGCCAACAAUAUCUUAGCUUCUAGACCUUUGACCAUGCCGUUUUUGACGUGGCGGAUAAACCUGACAGCUUUCAGAACAAUCUAACGCAUUGCCUCAAAUCUAACCAAGCUGCUUCAUAAAUCAAACCACAUUUAAACGUAUCAGUCCCUUUUUGGGGGGCAAUUUGGAAAAUAUAAGUCAACACAUACACAGAAAAAAAGGUCAAAAACAGAUUUGGACUGCAACCCUCAUAUGCUGGAUGA
This is a messenger RNA of Nematolebias whitei (Rio pearlfish), 6042 nucleotides long. Its product is annotated as nck-associated protein 5. Gene Ontology annotation, biological process: microtubule bundle formation; microtubule depolymerization. Gene Ontology annotation, cellular component: microtubule plus-end. The record is from RefSeq and is a predicted model, not a curated record. Lineage: Eukaryota; Metazoa; Chordata; Actinopteri; Cyprinodontiformes; Rivulidae. Bases 1 to 5682 code for a protein of 1893 amino acids. The transcript is spliced from 17 exons.